AUGACCAAAUCGCAGGAUCAAUACAAUCCAGAAACCAAAUAUAGUAGACAACCAACAACACUGAGGCAUCCAAGAGUUCGACGAACGAACCCAGUAGUAUGGUUUGCUGCAGUUUUGUGCCUCAUAUUCAGCGUCAUCCUCAUCGUCUUUGGAAUCGCAACGCUGAUCAUCUUCCUCACCGUUAAACCGCGAAACCCUAUUUUCGACAUCCCCAAUGCGAGCCUCAAAGUCGUGUACUUCGACUCUCCACAGUAUCUGAACGGAGAUUUUGUCCUGCUCGCGAAUUUCACGAAUCCUAAUAGGAAAAUCGACGUGAGAUUUGAAUCUGGCGACAUUGAGCUUUUCUUCGCAGACAGAGUCAUAUCCAGUCAGGCGAUUCAGCCGUUCACGCAGAGGCGAAGGCAAACCAGGUUGCAACCGAUUCACUUCAUCUCAAGCUUGGUGUUUCUGCCUGAGGAUCUAGGGAUAAAGCUUCAAAGGCAGGUUCAGAGCAACAGGGUGAACUGCAACGUGAGGGCAACCUUUAAAGUAAGAGCCAUUGUUGGUUUCAUCCAUUUGUCUUUCCGGAUCCAUAGCACUUGCCAGAUCGAGAUGACUGGUCCACCGACUGGAGUUCUAAUAACCAGAAUAUGCAUAACAAAGCGAUGA
Messenger RNA from Prosopis cineraria, 648 nucleotides. RefSeq lists its product as uncharacterized. NCBI's taxonomy places the organism in Eukaryota, Viridiplantae, Streptophyta, Magnoliopsida, Fabales, Fabaceae. The transcript is spliced from 2 exons. The record is from RefSeq and is a predicted model, not a curated record. Gene Ontology annotation, cellular component: plasma membrane. Bases 1 to 648 code for a protein of 215 amino acids.